Molecule: messenger RNA, 558 nt
Organism: Serendipita indica DSM 11827
Lineage: Eukaryota; Fungi; Basidiomycota; Agaricomycetes; Sebacinales; Serendipitaceae
Source: the annotation of a GenBank genome assembly
AUGGCCAAACGCGCUCCUCAACCACCCCAGACACCAAAUCCUACUGGGCUCAUGAUCUUCCAACCAGAGCCCAUCGAGCCCGUUGCACCCUUUACAGGUGCCAUUCUCUACCCACUCGCAGAGAUUCUCGAGCUCGCAAGGGGGAUUAUUGCAAACCUCGAACGACAUCACCGUAUCCUCCUCCGGGAAGCGCAGGACCGUAUGGAUGACGAGGAAGAGGCUAUCCAGCUCAACAACCUUGUCGAUAUCAGUCUCACCGUCUAUGCUGUCGACCCGCUCCGAUGGAAGGGAACCGUCGAGGAGAACAAUCCCUAUCACGUCUGGAGCGAAAAGGAGCUCGACGGCUUGACGCACCCACGAAAGGCCGAAGAGGGUCUACUGGGCUUGUCGAGAAUUCCACGAGCAGAAUUCGUCAUCCAAGCGGCUAUUGAACGUCGCAAGGAGAAGCGCGGCAUCCCACCCUCGGACGAUCCAUACUGGCGAAAAGAAGACGCGCUAAUGAACCUCUUGCAAUUCUUUUCAAAUUGGUGCAACGCAGGUCUAUUCGUCCCCAGUUGA